AUGCCUUCCAUUACGCACGCUCAGCUGCGUAGCGGCGCGUCUACAAGCCAGCAAGCUGCAGGCAAUGAAGAAGAAACGAGAAGAGCUGCUAUGCAAGCAGCAAUGAUGGAUGAUCUGGGCAUAGCUCGCGUGGCAGAGUUACCCCUGGACGAUGGACAUGGGGGUCGUGAUCGUCACAACCGCGGCCCUGGUGCCAAUCUUAACCACCCAGCGCCUCUCCCGAUGCCCUCGGCGUCUUCACUGUCACGCCAAAGUGGCAAUGCUGGAGCAGCGAGCUCGAGCGCGGGUGAUCUGUGGAGACAGGCUUAUACUGCCGGCAUCUUCGAUGAUGAGGAUGCCGCGGCAGUCAGGGGCCUAGAUGACCUUGGUGGUGGGAGAAUCUACGAACGGGUCGUUAGCCAGACGAUGGAGAUCCUCAAUCAGCACACCAGGAGCAAUCCGAUGAUUCCAGCAGCCCCUGUUGCUGGUCCUUCAAGCGGUGCGGUAGUUCCUAGCUCCAACACUCCGCUGCCUUUUGUGGACACUUUCGUGGUACUCAAUGUUGUCUACCAGCGGUCGAUCAGGUUUUCGAGCCGGGAUAUCAGGGAGCCGGCUCCUGCGAUUGUCCUCCUAUCAGCAGUCGGGCCGCCAGCAAAUGGCGGCUUCACGGUCGUGAUUUGCAACCACAAGUACUGCCAAUGGCCGAUCUCCGCGUGGUACGAUUAUACCAGCGGCCCUGAUCUGCUGUUGGGCGUUUUCUUCAAGGAGGACAAUGGAACCAUGCACGGCUAUGAGCUUCAUUUCGAUGAGCAGAAUGACCUGCUGGAUUUUAUGGCUUUUGUCCAGAGGCUCAGGGAGGGCCGGAUCUCUCCUCCAGUCGGCCAAGCAUAUACUUCCCAUAGGUCGACGGCGCUACAUUCUCAGCCCGCUUCCGGCGCACCUCAUCCUGGUCCCGCGAUGGUACCAACUCAACUCGCUCCCAUCGCGCCUCUUCAGCACACUCAGACUGCUCCUCUUCAGUCCGCGCCUGCUGCUCCUCCCCCGGCUCCGGCGAUCAACGCAAGGAGUCCUCAAACUGCAGUUGCUGGUUCUUCUGAUGCUGCGGUUGAUACUCAACCUAGACGUGGGUCGGAGCAGCCGCAGGAUAGUCUCCCAUCCCAUCGGACCGCAAGGGGUCCUACGGGCGAAUCGAAUCAACCCGAGGCACGAGCCUCCUCGUCCGCCAACACUAGCAACACCGCACCGGUGGUUGCUGCGGCAAGUACUCGGUCAACAGUGGCUUCGAUUCUUGGAGACAGCCUAGCCGAGAAUAAGACCGAAGAUGUCAACUUCGUCAGCCAUCAAUACACGACGUCAUCCCCCGGCCAUGGCACAGUCGAUGCUACUUCCAUAGCGGGAAUGUCCCCGGAGGGAGUUUCGGUUGCGGUUCGCGGUCUCUUCCAGUAUUUCCUCAGCAACCCAAACCUUGCUGCUAUCUGGACGGCUGAAAAGAAGAAGGAGAUGGCUUCGGCAAUCAAGACAGGUGUUUUAGACCACAUAGCACAGGAGGCAAGAUCUCAGGGACUCGACGAUCAGCAAGUUCACGGUAUCGGGCAGUUGCUCGAUGACACCCUUGCUCCCCUCAUUCAAGAUGGCCAGGGCGAGUCUGAUCACCAGGGCGAGCCGGACCACCAAAGCGGGACGUCGCGUAUUCGAUACCCCAUUGAGGAGCUGAUCUCAAUGCGACCCGGCGCCGUCAGCCCUCCUGCCUUCUUAGCCGAUAUCCCGCAUCUCCCGAAGCCGAAUGAGCGGAGACAGCUUCAGAGGGUCCUUGAUGCCAUGAUUUGGGUCCAAGGGGAAGCACCAUUGAUGGACAUAGAGGAGACUCCCAAGGUAGAACCGGAGGCGGCCGCAGCUCCCGCCCCAACUGUUACGAGACCUGCUGAUACUCAGGUCACGGGCCUUCGGGGCUCACGUUGGGCAUCUGACGAGGCUCAGAUCAGGCACGCAAAUCACUUCACUGGUCCGGCGUACGAGAAUGUCCGGUCCGGGCACGGUCACAUGAAUGAUCUCGCUCAACUUGAGCCCCAAGCCCAGGUGACUGGUUCAAGUGUAGACCUUAUUGGUCUUGACUUCCACGUCUCAGACACCGACACGGCUAGAGCGGGACUUGAAAACUCUCAGGUAGCAGUUGACCACAUUAGUCAGGCGUCUGCCCUGACUAAUAGCACCUAUACGACCACCGAUAAGAUUGAGAAUCUUGGCCUCAGCAUGUCUCGCCUAACGAUCAGGUCCCCGACAAAGGCUCGAGCGCAGCUGGUUACGACCUCAGCGGCCCAGUCAUCGGACCGGGGUUCAGUUUCCUCUCCCGGCCCCGCUGCCCCGACUACCCUCCACCCGACCGCGCCGGUGUUCACACCUAACACGCUCCUACGUCCCUCGGUGAACCCUGCCCCGGUGCUCCGCAGUUGCCGGCAGCGACGGCGCCACGUCAGACCUUGCCAGCCCAUCCCUUGGCCGCUCCUGAAACUCAGGCAAGGCCGCGGGGCCUUCUUGCGUCAAGACAUGCCCCUGGAAGUGGACUUGCCCGGAAGUAGCCGCCGAGCCACCUACUAGGUGCUGACUCCUGUAUCCGGCCUCCAUCUACUCAUUUACUGGAGAAGAAAUCUCGGAAGUCACGGUAGGAGCGACUUUCGUUUUUCAGGAUCACAGACAUCGUGUGAAAAAUACACCAUGUACAACUGAAUGUACGUACCUCGUCGCCAAGGCACUCGAUCAACCUGGGCAGAAUGCCUACAUGCUACGGUUCGUGGG
Messenger RNA from Chaetomium strumarium, 2772 nucleotides. RefSeq lists its product as uncharacterized. Bases 1 to 2574 code for a protein of 857 amino acids. Lineage: Eukaryota; Fungi; Ascomycota; Sordariomycetes; Sordariales; Chaetomiaceae. The record is from RefSeq and is a predicted model, not a curated record. The transcript is spliced from 5 exons.